CCCCCUGCACCGCCCCUCCCGCCGAGAGCUCUCGGAGCGCGCCCGCGAGCCACCCCGGCCCAGCUCUGUGGGAAGGCAGUGGCCCUGGUGUCUGUAAGAAGAUGUCCUACGGAUCCAUCGCUGGCAGUGGUGGCCCGGGGAGCCAUGGCCCUUUUGGGGGACCCUCCAGGCAAGGCUAUCAGCCCCUAGAAUGCGCUGAAUGUCGGACCGAGUACGGAACCCGCCAUUUCCCCUGCCUGUCGCCAGAGAGCAGCCCGCAGGACCCCUGUGUGGGCCAGGACGGGGAAGGUGAUCUGGGGUCGGCGGGCACGCCCAGAGGCCCGAGGGCCAGGAAGCGAGGGCCAGGGGUCACUCCUGAAGGCAGUGGGGCGCCGGGGCCCACCUCGCUGCCCGCUGCUGGCCUGAGGAAGGACUGCGCCCGUGGGGCCCGUGGCCGGCUGGCGGGGCCCAGUGCCACGCGGGCCAAGAAGAGGAAGCCCAACUUCUGCCCACAGGAGACGGAGGUCCUGGUGUCCAAGGUCAGCAAGCACCACCAGCUGCUGUUCGGCCCGGGGCUGCUGAAGGCCGAGCCGGCCCGCAGGUACUGUGUGUGGAGCUGCAUCCUGCAGGCCGUGAACGCCCUGGGCUACUGCCGCCGCGACAUCGUGGACCUCAAGCACAAGUGGCGGGACCUGCGUGCCGUCGUGAGGCGCAAACUGGGUGACCUGCAGCGUGUGGCCCACGGCCCCGGCGGGCCCCAGGCCCUGGCCCUCACGCCCGUGGAGCAGGCGGUGGCCAAGACCUUCUCCUGCCAGGCCCUGUCCCCCGAGGGCUUCGGCCCGGAGCCGCUCCCAGGCUCCUUCCUCUGCCUCAUGCUCAUGUGGUUCCGGGUCCCCUGA
Messenger RNA from Leptonychotes weddellii (Weddell seal), 878 nucleotides. Lineage: Eukaryota; Metazoa; Chordata; Mammalia; Carnivora; Phocidae. The record is from RefSeq and is a predicted model, not a curated record.